Messenger RNA from Xiphias gladius (swordfish), 4083 nucleotides. It is a transcript of the gene cep85l, whose product is annotated as centrosomal protein 85, like. Lineage: Eukaryota; Metazoa; Chordata; Actinopteri; Istiophoriformes; Xiphiidae. The coding region runs from base 301 to 2691 and encodes 796 amino acids. The record is from RefSeq and is a predicted model, not a curated record. The transcript has 13 exons. Gene Ontology annotation, cellular component: centrosome.
CGCCGCGCCGUGCCGUGCCGUGCUGGCAGUGCUAGUGCCGGCUGGGAUUGCGGAGGAGGAGUCUGCGGGGACCACUUCCACCCAGAGGAAGCACGGGCUGAAAUCAGAGGCAGGGUUCCGUUAUCAGACAGGCUGGUUCGGAGCCGGACGACAGUCCGCGUACGGGGGGUUUGGAUCGUCUGUGCCGUCAUGUCAUGAACGAUACGGUCGCCAUGUUUUCACACUUUGGCCUUUUUUUCCUUUUGUCCUCUGGUCGGACGACGUCUCUCCCGCUGUGAUAUCAAGCCACCGCCUUACACAAUGUGGUACAGGGGGGAUUUCGAAGAUGGAUACGAAUCCAAUAAAACAGGCUCCAGUAGCGGCGGCUCUCCGGGAUGGGUCCCCGGCCACGAAUCAGCCUGGCACAGCAACGCCCCUGGCCCCGGGAACGGUGUCUGUGGCGGGCGACGACACAGCACAGUGUCCGACAGCGGCGACACUGGUAUUGGCACUUGCUACUCGGACAGUGUGGAAGACGACUCCAGUUCCAGUACCACGCCUUUGUCUUUCCAGCCACUGUCCCAGCAUCACUUGGGCCAGGACGACGAUGGCAUCCCCAUUGUCCACGUCAUGCCGUCCCCAUCCUCCUCACCCAGCACCAGUUUUAGAAUACCAUCCUCCCCAAGCAGCGCAGGCAACUGGAGCAGGUCUUGCCAGCUCCUUACGCCAGCCAUGUCUCACCUGGGUGCACCGAGCUGUCUGGACAUGAAGGCGCAUCAGCCCAUCCGGAGGUGGUCAUCUCUCACCAAGUUGUCAUCUGGGGCUGAGAAGAGCUCCACGAGGACAUCGGGCUAUCAGUACAACCCAGAUUCACAAGGCUCCCUGGACAGAGGUCUGCUAUAUGGGUACAGAAAGGAACCCCUUGGUUCAAAUGCGGACCUUUAUCUACCUUUAUCCUCCUCCUUGCUCUGCCAUAGCUUGCUGCAGCGCUCACCAGGUGCUGGCCCCUGCUACCGGUACAACCAUGGCAGUAGAUCCACCGGUUUGGAAACAGGCCUGUCCCUUUCCUCAGGUCUGUCCUCGCCGGUAAAACACAGCAGUCUGGACAUGAACUAUAGCGCUUUACCAGAAGCUAAACUGAGUCGGGGAGGCGGACAGGUUUGUGGUCUCAGCCUACCCAAACAAGCAGACUCGCCACUGGGUCAUCAGACAGACCGAGGCUCCCCUAUUCAGCCUGCAGUUCGCACCCAGAUGUGGCUGACUGAGCAGAUGGAGUACAGGCCCAGAGCAGAGCGUGGAAGUGACCCUCAGACCAGUGGUACUGGAACAGAGGGCUGUGGUGGAGAUGGGCCUUCGUCGUGGCAACGGGGACAUCAGCAGGAACCAGGGCUAAACCAGAUGCUGAUGGGGACCUCCCUUCCUGUCAACACUCUGGUGAAGGUUAAAGAGGGGCUGCUGAGACAGAGAGAACUGGAGAUAGACAGACAAAAGCAGCAGAUCUUGCAGCUCCAUGCCCGGAUCAGAGAGAAUGAGCUCAGAGCGCAGCAGGUCCUGCAGAGCCAGAGAACGUGGUUUGACGACCCCCACCUCCUAAACACUAAGGAGUCAGCGCUGAGAACGCCAUGCAAACAGCCGUCGGAUGUGAGGCUGUGCUGCGAUGAGGAACUUGGUAGGAAGCUAGCCGUGGCCGAACUGGAGGUUCUCCACCUGAACGACUUGUUCAAGCAAGUCACACAAAAGUAUACGGAGGACAUCAGAAAACUGGAGGAAAAGAUAAAGACGAGGGAUCGCUACAUCAGUAGUCUGAAAAAGAAGUGUCAGAGAGAGAGCGACCAGGGCCAAGAGAAACAGCAACGUAUAGAGACGCUGGAGAAAUACCUUUCCGACCUGCCGACACUGGACGAGGUGCAGGCCCAGGCCCAGCAGCAGGAGGAGGUGCAGCAGAAAGCCACGGAUCUGGAGAAGACCGUGGCCGAGUUACAGAAGAGCCUGGAGGAAGGACGGGCUCUGAUGAAGGAGAAAGACAUCAAGAUUGAGAUGCAGGCCAAGAGAGAGAAGGAGUUGAUUGCAUCUGUGCACAGCCUGCAGCAGAAGGUGCAGCGGUGUCUGGAUGAUGGGGUGAGGUUGCCCGUGCAAGACCUGAAGCGGCUCGAGGUGGAAAACACUCAACUUCUGGAGCAGCAAGGCCACAGCAGCAGGCUGAUCGAGCAUCAGAAAGAACAGAUUGAGAGGCUGACCUCGCAGCUAACGGCCACCAGCGCGAGACUGCAAAAGAAAAGAGGCCCGUCCCCCGGACACCGGUCUUCGCAGGAGGAGAGCCCGGCCGCCGCGUCCAGAGGCGUCCCACAGCCGCAGCAGGUGGACGACGGCUUGUCGGUGCAUCCUCUAUCCCAUGUGGAGAUGCCAGAAGUGGGCCGGCUGCUGAAAGAGAUGUCCCUGUGUCUACUGGACCUCCAGACUCUGUGCAGCAUCCUGGCCCAGAGAGCGCAAGGGAAGGAGCCCAACCUGUCCCUGCUCCUGGGCAUGAAAUCGCUGAGCGUUUCAGCGGAGGAGAGCGACUGCGGAGUGGUGGUAGAAGAAGAACUGCGGUUCAAGCUGCUGGAGGUCGGCCAGCUCAGGAGAGACAUCGAUGAGCUGAGGAAAAGCAUCUCCGACCGCCACGCGUCGCCCAGUGAACCCCGGCACCCUGCAGCUCGGACGGCGCUGCUCUAGCCCAGAGUGGGUUUUCCCUGUUUUACUUCUCACUACUUCAUACAUAACCACGUAGAGAAUGACAUUCAUUAUAAGGAGAAUUAUAAGGCUCAUACCAAUGCAGGAUUUCAUCAGACAAGCGUUUGGUGUCCCCUUCAUGCUGUGGUUGGAACACGAUGACUGAAGGUGUUAAUGUGACCGGUCGCGUUGUUCAGCGUACUCACACCAGUCCGACAGCUUUCACGGCGUAGCAAACGUACCGGACCCUCCUGGGUCGGGGCCUUGGGUGUGGAUCAGACGCUUGGAUCUGCAGGUCUCCGCAGCAGAAGGAAAAUCUGCGGAGGGAAAUUAGAGCGGCCGGCGCGAGCACCGAGUCAAAGAGCUGGAUUCAUCACACACGCGUUUAUAGCUGCUUGAAUCCAUGUUUCUAUGGCGAUGAGAUGGCUGCGUGUCCGGUGACAAAAUCACCGGCUUAGGCUGUGCCCGCCAGGUGUUUCUGAGCUGACAUGGGUGUGUUGUAUUCACAGCUCGCUGCGCUGCCUCCAGCUGACCCACAACACCUGUCCAUUCAGUGGUUUCCAUACUGUAAAUACUACGGGCUGGCAUCGAAAUAAGCAGAGCGCGAGCACAUCCGGACGUACCCAGAGCGGAACAAUAAUAAAUACGCACGACAGCGUGAAAACACCACAGGGCAAACUGUUCAGACUGGACAUCGACAUUCACCGUCCAGGAUCCGACCUCAGCUAUGUGGCUCUCUCUCUGCAGCUCUGGUUCCACAGAGACCGCAAUGAAAUCCCACUUGUAGAUGUCAGGUAACUGAUAGAAACGCUUGUCUCUGUGAAUCGAAACGUCUCAAUGAGCAAUAUCAGCCGUGCAGUUGUGCUGUUUACCACCUGAGUGAAGUCCCCCGUGUUGUGUCGUUGGUAUUUAACUCAGCACUGAUUCCAUCAGGUGAUAUUCAGCUGUUUGUCACAACCCAACUACAGGAGCGGUUCUUUGUACAGCCAGCAACUUUCUUAGGCGUCGGGUCGUGUAUUAUCACCCGUCACUUUUGUAAGUGCUUAUUGUUUCCAUGAGCCUCGAGAACAGUGAACCUCGCAGCCAAAGAAGCUGAAAGGGCAAAGUGGUAGAUUCUGUCUCCUGCAGCCAGAGAAGUUAGAGGACGAAUGAAUUCCACCAUCAAACUUUUGGUCGGCAUGAUUGAACAAGUUUGUAACAUUGAAGUGCUCUAAACAACUGAGAGUUCUCUGUGUGUUCGCUCCCCCGGUGGGUUGAACCAGCCGCCGGAUGGUUUGUUUUACUGCCAAAGUCUACGAAUGCCAAAGGUUUGUCUACAGUCAUGUUCCUACAUAAUGUUUUUGUCAAUCUGGAAGUUCGAUCUCAUUUGUUCCGAUGGCUAAUAAAGUUAUUUUU